Molecule: messenger RNA, 1538 nt
Organism: Nicotiana attenuata
Lineage: Eukaryota; Viridiplantae; Streptophyta; Magnoliopsida; Solanales; Solanaceae
Product: WAT1-related protein At5g07050-like
Exons: 7
Coding region: 147-1340 (397 amino acids)
Cellular component (GO): plasma membrane
Molecular function (GO): transmembrane transporter activity
Source: RefSeq, a predicted model, not a curated record
AGGAAAAACACAAGAUCCUCUAAGAGUACUUGAAGUGUUCUCCUGUUUUCACCUUUGAGUUCUUCUUAAUAUAACUCUGCUCUCUUUGAGAAUACAAUAUAUAAAAAUAUAUAUAUUUAGCUGAGAGAAAACAUAACAAAACAAAGAUGGAGAACAAAGCAGGAUGUUUAAGUAGUUUCUUCCAAAAGGCAAAGCCUUACAUAGCAAUGAUCUCAUUGCAAUUUGGUUAUGCAGGAAUGAAUAUUAUUACUAAAGUUUCCCUUAAUGGAGGAAUGAGUCAUUAUGUUUUGGUUGUUUAUAGACAUGCCUUUGCUACUGCAGCUAUUGCUCCUUUUGCUCUUGUUCUUGAAAGAAAACUCAGACCAAAGAUGACUUUCAUGAUGUUCUUGCAAAUUUUUGUAUUGGGCCUUCUAGGGCCAGUGAUUGAUCAAAACUUCUACUACAUGGGACUUAAGUUUACAUCCCCAACAUUCUCAUGUGCCAUGAGCAACAUGCUUCCUGCAAUGACAUUUGUCAUGGCUGUCCUAUGCAGAAUGGAGAAAGUGCAUAUAAAAAAGUUGAGAUGCCAAGCAAAAGUUGUGGGUACUAUAGUGACUGUGGCUGGAGCCAUGUUGAUGACAUUGUACAAAGGACAUGUUAUUAAUUUGGUUUGGUCAAAUAAUAUCCAUACAAAUACUUCUAAUGUUCCUGAAUCCAAUGAAGCUACUGAUAAAGAUUGGCUUAAAGGUUCAAUCCUUCUAAUUCUUGCCACUUUUGCAUGGGCUUCUUUCUUUAUACUUCAGAAUGUUACAAUGAGGAAAUACACUGCUCCACUUUCUCUAACUGCACUUGUUUGCUUUAUGGGAACUCUGCAAUCAAUUGCUGUCACCUUAGUGAUGGAACACAAAACUUCUGCUUGGGCUAUUGGUUUUGACAUGAACCUUCUUGCUGCUGCCUAUGCUGGUAUUGUAUCAUCAAGUCUUGCAUACUAUGUUCAAGGUCUUGUAAUGGAGAAAAGAGGACCUGUCUUUGUCACUGCUUUCAGUCCCUUGAUGAUGAUCAUUGUUGCUAUUAUGGGCUCUUUCAUUCUUGCUGAAAAAAUCUAUCUUGGAGGUGUGCUAGGAGCAGUGCUAAUUGUGGCUGGACUAUACUCAGUUUUAUGGGGAAAAUACAAGGAAUAUAAGGAGAAAGAAAUUGAGGUUGCAAUUCCUGAACCAUUGAAAGGAGUUACAGAGAACAACCAAAUGAUGAUUUUAGAAGAUAGAGAAGUAAAUGACAUAGAAAUGCAAAGCAGUGCAGUAGCCAUUAGUGUUUCAAUGUCACAGCCUCCAAUGUUGGCUAAAGAAGCACCAAAAGCUUGAGUUAUGAAAAAAGAAAGAGAAAAAAAACAAUAAAAACAGAGUUUAUUAGGUGGUUUAAGGAAGGAUUAAGAAAAAUUAGAAGAGGGUAUUUUGCUUUAUUCCCUUUUUCUGUUACCGGUAAAUAAUGGAGGUGCAAUGUAAUUUUUUGGCUUUAUAUAAUACUUACUAGUAUUUGAUGCAGCAAUUAGUUAACUCCUU